AUGUCAGCUGUCUCAGUAAGAGCGAGACUGCAGCUUGUCAGAGAUUACAAGCCUCACAAAGAUGUCCAGCAUCUCAGAAUUCUGCUUUAUGGACCACCAGGUGCUGGAAAGUCCAGCUUCAUCAACUCUGUGGACAGUGCUUUAAGAGGCAAAAUUGCAACUCGAGCUUCGGCAGCAGCAAACUCUGGCGAUAGUUUCACCAUUGCAUGCAGAACAUAUAAAAUUCAGAGAGAAGACAAGAACUUUUACUCUUUUGUCUUCAAUGACACCAUGGGGCUUGAGAGGGGCGCUGAGAGAGGAAUUCAUGUAGAAGACAUCAAACUUGCCAUUAGUGGACAUGUCAAAGAAGGUUACACGCAACCUCCUACUUUAGAUGACAAAGCCCACAUUCUGGUUUUAGUCAUUCGUGCUGACUCAGUGAGCAUAAUCGAUGAUAAAACUGUGAUGAAGAUGAAAGAUGUCAGAGCAGCAGCUCGUGACAAAGGCAUCCCACAAAUAGCUCUCAUCACUAAAAUUGAUGAAGCCUGUCCUGAAGUCAAAAAAGACAUAAAGAACGCCUACAGGAGCAAACACUUGAAUCAGCUGAUGGAAACAGCAAGCAUGAACCUGGGUAUUCCACUGAACUGCAUCUUCCUCGUAAAGAACUACCACAAAGAAACUGAUACGAAUAACGAUGUGGAUUCACUGAUACUGAGUGUCCUGAAAAAGAUCAUUGACUAUGGAGAGGACUACCUGAAUGACCAGAAUGAUCCUGACCUAUAAUCAGUGUGUGAGGGAGAUAGAAAAUGAAAAUGUUCAGUUACUAUUCAGGUGAUUUUGCUUUGCCAUCGUUACAAUCACAGUCACAAAAAAGUCAAUUUCAUCAGAAACUUCAUCCUACUGAUUUUUGUCUUGUUCUUAUUUCCCUUGUCUUUUUUCUUUUGCAAAUUAAAUCCAAAUAACUUUCACAGAAAUCAAUACUUGUAUAUAUGUAUGUAAUGUACUUUUUGCUAUUUACUGAUUAUUCAAAAUUUUAACAGUAGGAAAAUUGACACAUAUGCCUGUAACCUGUUGUCUUGUGUGUAGUUCAAAUACAUUAUUUCAACACUCAAUGUGAAACUGUCCUCU
Haplochromis burtoni (Burton's mouthbrooder) is the source of this 1107-nucleotide messenger RNA. RefSeq names its product interferon-induced protein 44. Gene Ontology annotation, molecular function: GTP binding. Bases 1 to 762 code for a protein of 253 amino acids. NCBI's taxonomy places the organism in Eukaryota, Metazoa, Chordata, Actinopteri, Cichliformes, Cichlidae. The transcript has 6 exons. The record is from RefSeq and is a predicted model, not a curated record.